Molecule: messenger RNA, 1185 nt
Organism: Ostrea edulis (European flat oyster)
Lineage: Eukaryota; Metazoa; Mollusca; Bivalvia; Ostreida; Ostreidae
Exons: 3
Coding region: 1-1185 (394 amino acids)
Source: RefSeq, a predicted model, not a curated record
AUGUCUCCCACUACAACACCACUACUAAUCCCAGCUCUUCCCACGAGAACUGUCAUAUUUACCGGAACCCAUCAUCCAGCCCCACGAGAACUGUCAUAUUUACCGGAACCCAUCAUCCAGCCCCACGAGAACUGUCAUUUUACCGGAACCCAUCAUCCAGCUCCACGAGAACUGUCAUAUUUACCGGAACCCAUCAUCCAGUACCAAGAGAAGUGUCAUAUUUACUGUAACCCAUCAUCCAGUCCCACGAGAACUGUCAUAUUUACUGUAACCCAUCAUCCAGUCCCACGAGAACUGUCAUAUUUACCGGAACCCAUCAUCCAGCCCCACGAGAACUGUCAUAUUUACCGGAACCCAUCAUCCAGCCCCACGAGAACUGUCAUAUUUACCGGAACCCAUCAUCCAGCUCCACGAGAACUGUCAUAUUUACCGGAACCCAUCAUCCAGUACCAAGAGAAGUGUCAUAUUUACUGUAACCCAUCAUCCAGUCCCACGAGAACUGUCAUAUUUACUUCCCACGAGAACUGUCAUAUUUACUGUAACCCAUCAUCCAGUCCCACGAGAACUGUCAUAUUUACCGGAACCCAUCAUCCAGCCCCACGAGAACUGUCAUAUUUACCGGAACCCAUCAUCCAGCCCCACGAGAACUGUCAUUUUACCGGAACCCAUCAUCCAGCUCCACGAGAACUGUCAUAUUUACCGGAACCCAUCAUCCAGCCCCACGAGAACUGUCAUUUUACCGGAACCCAUCAUCCAGCUCCACGAGAACUGUCAUAUUUACCGGAACCCAUCAUCCAGUACCAAGAGAAGUGUCAUAUUUACUGUAACCCAUCAUCCAGUCCCACGAGAACUGUCAUAUUUACUGUAACCCAUCAUCCAGUCCCACGAGAACUGUCAUAUUUACCGGAACCUAUCAUCCAGCCCCACGAGAACUGUCAUAUUUACUGUAACCCAUCAUCCAGUCCCACGAGAACCGUCAUAUUUACUGUAACCCUUCAUCCAGCCCCACGAGAACUGUCAUAUUUACCGGAACCCAUCAUCCAGCCCCACGAGAACUGUCAUAUUUACCAGAACCCAUCAUCCAGCCCCACGGGAACUGUUAUAUCUACCGGAAGCCAUCAUCCAGCCCCACGGGAACUGUCAUAUUUACCAGAACCAAUCAUACAGCCCCACGUUUCUCAAUAG